This is a messenger RNA of Balaenoptera musculus (blue whale), 3652 nucleotides long. RefSeq names its product ATP/GTP binding protein like 2 (gene AGBL2). NCBI's taxonomy places the organism in Eukaryota, Metazoa, Chordata, Mammalia, Artiodactyla, Balaenopteridae. Gene Ontology annotation, molecular function: metallocarboxypeptidase activity; zinc ion binding. The record is from RefSeq and is a predicted model, not a curated record. Gene Ontology annotation, biological process: proteolysis. Bases 611 to 3070 code for a protein of 819 amino acids. The transcript is spliced from 17 exons.
GCAGUGUCCCGUGAGCGUGGCGAGCGUGUCUUGUGGCCGGUGCGCGACUGGGCCUCUACCUGCGGACCGUGUCCCCCGCCUCGCUCACGCUCCUCUGUCGCCACAGGCUCCGCACGCACCCCUGCUGCCCCGGACGGGCCGGGGCGCGGAGGCGGUAGCAACCUUCCCUCUGCAGUCGUAGGAGAUCUCUACGCCCCGUCCCGCGACUCUCCGGGAAACUGCCCUUCGCCUCCUUCUCCCUGACCAGGAAGCCCUGAAUCCCUGAAUUCCGUUUUCAGAGCCCACUCUCCGGGCCCCUGACCUUUCUUUUCCACUCACCCCGAGACGACUGCGCCGGACCCCUCAUCCCCUUUUCUUUCACUUUCCUGCAGCGACCUGGUGGUGGGCAUCUCCCUCACUAGCGGGGUGGGGGGGGGGUGGUGGGGAAAGAAGCAUGGGGCCAGCAGGGGUCCUGGCGCCUCCGGAGGAGGAGGCUGGAAGACAAGCCGCUCUCCCAAAUUCUUCAGCGUCUCCUGUGUAAUCAACUGCCCUUUUGGAAAUUGGGCAGGGAUUGUUGCUGGAUGCCGGUGUCGCUGACUGGUCUUCAGCAUACAUACCAUGCAGAAGUAACAUGUUCCCAGCUUUGGAAACAGAGCUAAAGCAGCAGACUCUUCCUGAUCCCUAUGAAGACUUUAUGUACCAUCACCUCCAGUACUAUGGCUACUUUAAAGGGCCUACCUGUCUAUCUUCAACUGUGCACAGACAGAUAGAAGCUGUGAACAGAGAUUCCCUUAUGCUGAGUUCACCACUUCUUAAGAGCAGACAGCUUCUUCAUGAUGACCUUGGUGAAGUAAACGCACGUCCUCGAGAACCCCGAGAUCUCUUUGCUUUUUUCUCCAGCAGUGAGCCACUGCAGGCUCCAAGAUGGCCAAUAGAAUGUGAGGUCAUCAAGGAGAACAUUCAUCAUAUUGAGUGGGUUCCACCUCAACCAGAAUAUUUCUAUCAACCUACAGGAAAUGAAAAGUUACCAGAAAUUGUUGGAGAAGAAAAAGGCACAGUUGUCUAUCAAUUAGAUUCAGUGCCCUCCGAAGAUUCCUAUUUCACCAGUUCCAGAGUGGGAGGCAAACGAGGGAUUAUCAAGGAACUGGCAGUCACGUUGCAAGGACCAGAAGAUAAUACUCUGCUGUUUGAAUCAAGGUUUGAGAGUGGGAACCUGCAGAAAGCUGUUAGAGUAAACACCUAUGAGUAUGAACUCACCUUGCGAACUGACCUCUACACGAAUAAGCACACUCAGUGGUUUUAUUUUCGAGUUCAGAACACCAGGAAAGAUGUCACCUAUCGCUUCACCAUCGUCAACCUCCUGAAACCCAAGAGCCUUUACACUAUAGGGAUGAAGCCACUCAUGUAUUCCCAGUUGGAUGCCAGCACCCACAGCAUUGGCUGGAGGAGAGAAGGAGAUGAAAUCAGGUACUAUAGGAACAACACGGAUGAUGGGCAGCAGCCCUUUUACUGUCUCACAUGGACCAUUCAGUUUCCACAUGACCAGGACACUUGCUUCUUUGCACACUUCUACCCAUAUACGUACACUGACUUGCAAUGCUUCCUCCUGUCAGUGGCAAACAGCCCCGUCCAAUCUCAGUUCUGCAAACUCCGAACUUUAUGCCGGAGCCUUGCAGGAAACACCAUCUACCUGCUCACCAUCACCAACCCAGCCCGGACCCCUCAAGAGGCAGCUGCAAAGAAAGCUGUGGUCUUGACUGCCAGAGUGCACCCUGGGGAAAGUAAUGGCUCCUGGAUUAUGAAAGGCUUUUUGGACUUCAUCCUUAGCAACUCCCCAGAUGCCCAGCUCCUCAGAGAUAUUUUUAUCUUCAAAGUGGUUCCCAUGUUAAAUCCAGACGGAGUGAUCGUGGGGAAUUAUCGGUGUUCAUUGGCUGGAAGGGACUUGAACAGGCAUUAUAAAACUAUUCUGAAGGAGUCUUUCCCUUGCAUCUGGCACACCAGGAACAUGAUCAAGAGACUUCUUGAAGAAAGGGAGGUUCUCUUGUAUUGUGAUUUCCACGGCCACAGCCGUAAGAAUAAUAUCUUCCUGUACGGCUGUAAUAACAACGAUCGCAAGUUCUGGCUUCACGAGCGAGUCUUUCCUUUAAUGUUAAGCAAAAAUGCACCAGAUAAGUUCUCUUUUCAUAGUUGUAAUUUUAAAGUCCAAAAGUGCAAAGAAGGAACAGGACGAGUCGUGAUGUGGCGGAUGGGAAUCCUAAACAGCUAUACCAUGGAGUCUACCUUUGGUGGGUCCACCCUGGGCAAUAAAAGAGACACUCACUUUACCCCUGAGGAUCUAAAAUCCCUGGGUUAUCAUGUCUGUGACACCCUUCUGGAUUUCUGUGAUCCUGACAGAACCAAGUUCAUGCAGUGUCUAGCAGAGCUUAAAGAGCUCUUACAACAGGAGAUCCAUAAGAAAUUCAAUGAACUUGGACAAGAUAUGGAUUUAGAAGGAAGCUGGAGUGACAUCUCUUUGUCUGACAUUGAAUCCAGCACCAGUGGUUCUGACAGCUCCCUCUCAGAUGGUCUCCCCGUUCACCUACUGAACACAGCAGAUGAGUUGAAUCAGAAGAAGAAGAUGUAUAAGAAGAAAAGAAGGAAGCCACUUCAGUCUAGGAAACAGCGAAAUAAACAGUAUCAGAAAAGUAAUUUGAUGCAGGAGUCAAAGUUAACAGAAGAUGCCCCAGAAGGGGCAGGGUUUGCUUCUACUCUGCAAAAGCAGCCUGCUUUUUUCAAAAAUUCAGAGAAUACCAGUUCUUCAAUGAUGAAAAAUGAAAAACCAAGGUUGAAUGAGUUAAAUGGAAGAGACAAAGGCACCUCCCUGGGCCCAUCAAAAAUGACCACCUUGAUUUUGACUAAGAAUAAAGAGAGAAUGCAGAGAGAGAAGCCAGGAUUUACAGUAUCAUGCUCUCCAAAGAGAAACACAAACCCCAGCCAAGAGCCAGCUCCAGAUACGAAGCCAAACUGGUCCAGGAACAGAUAUCCUGCCACAAAGGGAGGCCGUACGACUGCGGUGGUAUACCCAUCCUUGCACAUAUACACCUACCCAUAGGGUGCCUGGGCCAUGCCACACAGGUGCUUUCUUGCUGUGUUUUGGGUUAGACACAUCUUGUAACGAAGGGAUUUGUAUGCUAGGGAAUUACGUUCAUUUGUGGUAUCCUGUGUUGUGUGUUCAUCAUGCACUGUCCUCACCCCAGGUGCUUACACUGUGUUCAUGCUCUCAAGAUGCAUACCUCACAAAUUAAAUUAUUUUUUCAUAAAAUGAAAUUUUAUUGUGAUGUAUCCAAAAGCUUCCCUUAUCAGAAAUCGAAGUGUGUGCUCGUGAAACUACAACACAGAUAUACCUCAGUUUAACCAAUAGAUAUUCUCUCUAAAAUUAUGUGCAAAUCAAUUUUAAAAGUGCAAACUCUGUUUUAAAGGUAUUCUGGGAGUUUACUAUGUUAAAAGUCUUGUGUCAAAGCUUUCUAGUGUUGAAUGAUCAGUCUCACUGGGGUAUAUCACGUUUGCUCAGGGUGAGGUGUUCCCACAUAGAGAAAACAACUCAUGUAUUACCUGGAAGUCAGUGUUGCAUAUAUUGUGUUCAGCACGGUUAUGUAAGUUUUUUAACCCAUUGAUUAAAAUUCUUUCUCCCCCA